This is a messenger RNA of Mobula hypostoma (lesser devil ray), 447 nucleotides long. Its product is annotated as gastrula zinc finger protein XlCGF17.1-like. The transcript is spliced from 2 exons. Lineage: Eukaryota; Metazoa; Chordata; Chondrichthyes; Myliobatiformes; Myliobatidae. Gene Ontology annotation, biological process: regulation of transcription by RNA polymerase II. The record is from RefSeq and is a predicted model, not a curated record. Gene Ontology annotation, molecular function: RNA polymerase II cis-regulatory region sequence-specific DNA binding; DNA-binding transcription factor activity, RNA polymerase II-specific. Bases 1 to 447 code for a protein of 148 amino acids.
AUGGCACACCAGCGAGUUCAUACUGAGGUGAGGCCGUUCAUCUGCUCUACAUGUGGGAAGAGAUUCACUCGGGCAUCCAGCCUGAUGGUACAUCAGCGAAUUUACGCUGGCGAAAGGCCUUUCACUUGCUCCGAGUGUGGGAAAGGAUUUACUCAUUCAUUCAGCCUGAACUUACACAGGAAAAGGCACACUGGGGACAGGCCGUUUAGCUGCUCUGAAUGUGAGAAGAGGUUCAUUAAUUCAUCCAGCCUCCUGAGACACCAGCAAACACAUGAGCAAAUCCACACUGGAGAGUGGUCGUUUGCUUGCGCUGAAAGCGGGAAGAGAUUUACUCAGUCAUCUAACCUGCAGUCACACCAGCGAAUUCACAAUGGGGAGAGGACAUUCAUCUGCCCCGAGUGUGGAAAGAGGUUCACUCCGUCAUCUGAGCUGUGCUUACACCAGUGA